Messenger RNA from Pocillopora damicornis (cauliflower coral), 1816 nucleotides. Its product is annotated as monocarboxylate transporter 13. Lineage: Eukaryota; Metazoa; Cnidaria; Anthozoa; Scleractinia; Pocilloporidae. The record is from RefSeq and is a predicted model, not a curated record. Gene Ontology annotation, molecular function: transmembrane transporter activity. Gene Ontology annotation, biological process: transmembrane transport.
GACACCUUGGCGGAUUGAGGAACUGAAAAUUACACGAGGUCAGCUCUCCCUGUUGGGAUUGGUUGGUUUUGAGACGAAAAGUGUAAUAAGUAUGGCAUUAUUGAUUACACUGAUUUAAUUGGUGUUCUAUAGCUACCGCUGUACACUAUACAAAGAUGUCGAAAUGUAAAACAAGACAUAAUUCACAGAUCCAUAUGGGCCCAUGGAAAACGCUGGAGAACAAUUCCGGAUGGCAUCCAGAUAGCUGUCGAUCGUGGCUUGUUUGUGCGGCAUCUCUGUUAUCCGUUGUUGUGGUUUCGGGGAUUGCUUUCAGUUAUGGUUUACUCCUGCCGUCCUUGAUGGAUGCUUUUGAAGGUACUCGACAAGAAACAGUAGGAAUUAUUGGUUUUAUCUUUGCUUCAUGGAGUUCCGAUCUGUGGAUGAUGUUUUUAACAUUUGGCUUAAUGUCUGGUGUUGGGCAUGGAUUGAUUUUCAAUACUUCCGUUUUGGUGAUCCUGCAGCAUUUCAUGAAAUGGCGUUCAGUAGCUGUUGGUAUUGUGGCUUCAGGGCCAGCUAUUGGCAUGUUUGUCUUCUCCCAAAUCACUCGAUUGUUAUUAAGCACGUUUGGAUGGCCGGGGGCAAUGAUAGGAUACGCCAUCUUGUACUUUGUAUGCGGAUUGUGUGCCACUAUGUUCGUGACACUUAACACAUUUAAGGAAGACAACAGCGACAUCAAUUCUCAUGGAAUAAAACGUGAAGAGUCAAAAACAUCAUCUCCCCUCAGAAAUCGUCAUUUUCUGAUUAUGUUUUCUUCAUUUGUUAUCAUUCACUUUAGUUAUUAUGUUCCUACUAUACACAUAGCAAAAUACUGCGUAGAAGAACUCGCGAUGUCCGGAGAAAGUGUUUCCUUGUUAUACACUUACAUGGCCGUAGCUUCCUUUAUCAGUCGCCAUCUUUUCUGCAAAUUGGGAGACUUGCCAUACUUCAAUAGAUUCUAUCUUUAUCAGGGGGGCAUGACCAUCAGUGGGCUAUGUAUCAUAAGUAUUCCUGUAGCAAGGUCGUUUGUGACCAUACUGAUACCAUUAAUGGGAUUUGCUCUCAUGGAUGGAUCACUGGCGGGGCAACAGUCUCUGCUUGUAUUGGAAUGUGUGGGACAUCACAAUGUGAACCAUGCGUGGGGUUAUAUGAUGCUUUUUGCAGGAAUUAGCGCUAGUGUUGGACCUCCUUCGGUCGGUAAGUUGAAUUUAAUGUUGCAGUUACAGGUCAUGGAUUGGAAAUUGUCUCUAUUUAACUCCCACCACAAACAAUCCACUCAUUUUUAUCUAGUGCACUUAUGGAAUGACGUUUUUCUGAUAGGUCUUAUGGCUGACAUGCUUGGCUCUUACACUAUCCCAUUUUAUACUGCGGGCGUGGUGCUGAUAGUAGGGGCCUCCAUCACAUCACUGAUGACUUGUGUAAAUCAACAAUCCGAAGAAAUUGACGCCCACAUCGUUCAGUCAGAAGUGGAAGAACUUUCGGUUGCAGAAAAAAUAACUGUAUUGUAGAAAUGACAUUUUUUUUGUCUUUAGUUUUCCGACGUUUUGAUCGGUUGCUUUAAUUAAGCCUUGAAAUGAUACUAGUUGCUUUGUUUAACUGUUCUGUCCUCGUUGUCUCCUAAAAAUGCAAUUUAUGGCAAUUUAUAUCCUGAGAAUGAAAGAUAAUGGAUAUCGUAGAAAAAAGGUUAGAGCUGAUGGUGAAUCAGGUCAUUUAGAACACAGGACUGUUGUUCAGUCGUUCAUGAUAUCAACAGCGAAUUGCUCUGUAUUCUAGUCAAUCUCAAUAAAUUGUGGGUAUGUAG